Molecule: messenger RNA, 1646 nt
Organism: Colossoma macropomum (tambaqui)
Lineage: Eukaryota; Metazoa; Chordata; Actinopteri; Characiformes; Serrasalmidae
Gene: brf1a
Product: BRF1 RNA polymerase III transcription initiation factor subunit a
Exons: 15
Coding region: 42-1646 (534 amino acids)
Biological process (GO): DNA-templated transcription initiation; transcription by RNA polymerase III; transcription preinitiation complex assembly
Cellular component (GO): transcription factor TFIIIB complex; nucleus; transcription preinitiation complex
Molecular function (GO): RNA polymerase III general transcription initiation factor activity; TBP-class protein binding; RNA polymerase III type 3 promoter sequence-specific DNA binding
Source: RefSeq, a predicted model, not a curated record
CUACCGGUAAUGUCCCUUCCCUGGGUGGCAAUUUCUCUGGGAUGGGAAAGGAGUCCAGAGCCCAGACGUUACAGAAUGCCAAGCGGAACAUAAACCACCUGGGCCAUCAGCUGCAGAUGAACCAGCACUGCCUGGACACGGCCUUCAACUUCUACAAGAUGGCGCUGUGCAAGCGGCUGACCCGCGGCCGCAAAUCCGCCCACGUUGUGGCCGCCUGCCUCUACCUGGUGUGCCGAACGGAGGGGACGCCACACAUGCUGUUGGACCUGAGUGAUCUGCUGCAGGUCAACGUUUACGUUCUGGGAAGAACAUUCUUAGCAUUAGCCAAAGAGCUAUGCAUCAAUGCUCCAGCUAUAGAUCCCUGCCUGUACAUCCCGCGGUUUGCACACAUGUUGGAGUUCGGAGAGAAGAGCCACGAGGUGUCCAUGACAGCGCUGCGGCUGGUGCAGAGGAUGAAGAGGGACUGGAUGCACACGGGACGAAGGCCCUCUGGGCUCUGCGGAGCAGCUCUGCUGGUCGCUGCUCGCAUGCACGAGUUUCGUCGCACCAUCAAAGACGUGAUCGGAGUGGUCAAAGUGUGUGAGGCCACGCUGAGGAAGAGGUUGAGUGAGUUUGAGGAAACACCCACCAGUGAGCUGACCAUUGAGGAAUUCAUGAGGGUUGAUCUGGAGGAGGAGUGUGACCCUCCUUCUUUCAAAAACGGACAGAGGAAGCUGAGGCUGCAAAAGAUUGAGGAAGAACUCGCUAAGAAGAUAGACGAGGUUCAAGGUGAAAUCUGCGGCUAUCAGGAUGAGAUUGAAAUGGAGCUGGAAUGCAGUAGGCCCAAAGCCAGAGGGAUCUAUGCAGCCUAUGGAAAAAAUGAUGAUGCCGUCUCCUUGGCGUCGUCCAUCUGCACUGAUAUUGAUGAGGAGUUUGAAGAUGAAGAGUUGCAAGCAGUGGCGACUCACAUGAAUAAAAGCCUCUGUAGCGACAGACAGGACAGUGAGGAAGAGGAGGAGCGAGAGAAAGAUCGAGGCACUCCACUCAAACGGCCAUCCCUGGAGGUCCUGCUGGGGCCGCUGCCCACUGCGGCCAGCCUCGGCCUCUCUGAGUCCAUUGAUAAGUGUGUCGGGGAGGAGAAGGAGAAUGAGAAUGAGGACGACGUAACACCUGCAAAUGGUGAACUGGACCUGAACGGGAUUGAUGAUGAUGAAAUUGAUCGGUACAUCUUGAACGAGAAGGAGGUGGAGAUUAAAACAGAGCUGUGGAUGCUGGAGAACGCAGACUACCUCAAAGAACAGAAGGAAAAGGAGGAGCGAAUAGCGAAGGAGAAGGAGCUCGGCAUCUACAAGGAAAAGAAAGCACGGAAACCGGUGCAGAAGCGGCAGCCGAUCAACGCCAACACGGCAGACGAGGCCAUCGAGAAGAUGCUGGAGCAGAAGCGCAUCUCCUCAAAGAUUAACUAUGACGUCCUGAAGGACCUAAACAAGUCUGCCCUGAAGAGCCCAUCCGCCGAGCCCAGAGAGUCUCCGGCCAAAGGAAGCUCCAAGAGGCUGACCGCUCGCCCACGCAAACCCGUCGACCCCUCACCCAGCCUGGCCGUGCCUGCCAGCAACUUUGGCAAGAGGGGCAGUCAUGGGCUGGAGGUUAGGGACCCAGCCUUGUGA